This is a messenger RNA of Malaya genurostris, 2343 nucleotides long. RefSeq lists its product as uncharacterized. Gene Ontology annotation, molecular function: zinc ion binding; catalytic activity; nucleic acid binding. The record is from RefSeq and is a predicted model, not a curated record. NCBI's taxonomy places the organism in Eukaryota, Metazoa, Arthropoda, Insecta, Diptera, Culicidae. The transcript has 3 exons. Bases 1 to 2343 code for a protein of 780 amino acids.
AUGGAAGUAAUUGAAAUCGAAGUUGAGAAAGAAGUGACAAAUCCGUUUGUCAAGAGUGGCUUGGUGAGGACACCGCCGCCGCAAACCCAGCAGGUGCAAAAGCAGCACACGAACGAGCAGCAGGGUCAGCAGCAGUAUAGCGCGUGGACGAAACCACCAAAACCACCGAGGGUAGAGGCAGCGAAAAAGUUGGUGGACGAGCUGCACGAGUAUGUGGAUAAGAGAAGCAACGUGCACAAAGACAUCAAGGCGUUGGUGAUUAAGCUCCAAGGCGCUCUUGGUUCAGCUGUCAAGGAGUGGAAAAGCGUAGUGCAGAGAGCAGAAGCUGGGGAGAAGGAGUUGUUAGCGGCGAAAACUGCCUUAGAGGCACGUCGCGCAGCGCAAAUGCAAAGGGCUGAAGCCGACACAGCUAAGAGGGAGGUCAACACGGCGAGUAGUGUCCCCCCUGGGAUGCAGUCCACGCCCUUCUUCACACCAAAGAGGCCAAGGGCAUCGCCAGGAGAUGCUAGACCAGGUGGUCCCAAGAGACACAAGGAUGCCCGUGUCACUGGAGCUAAACUACCACCAGAAGCAACCGACGCGGUAAACAGCCGCACUGAAUGGCAGGUCGUCGGCAAAAAAAAGGAGAAAGCGAGCAAGAAAAACCCGCCCAAAAAACGUAAUGUCGUCAGGACGAGGAAUAAGAGCGAGGCUCUCAUCGUCAAAGCGAGCGACGACUCGUACGCCGAAGUCCUACGCGCUAUGCGGAUGAACCCGGAUCUUAAGGAGCUAGGGGAAGACGUGCAAAAGGUUAGGCGCACUCGUAAUGGUGAGAUGCUCCUCGAGCUGAAAAGAAACCCCAAAGCAGGCAGCAUCUCGUACAAGGAGCUUACCGAGAAAGCCCUCGGAAACAAGGUGGAAGUAAGAGCCUUGUGCCCGGAAGCGACUCUCCGGUGUAAAGAUCUGGACGAGAUUACUACGGAGGAGGAUGUAAAAUCAGCCCUGAAGGAGCAAUGCGAGCUAGGAGAGGUCCAGAUGACCAUCCGUAUCAGGAAUGGACCUGACGGCACCAAGGUAGCCUCAAUUAAGCUGCCAGUAGAUGCAGCUAAUAAAGCGUUGAAAGUGGAGAAAAUAUGUGUGGGUUGGUCUGUGUGCCCACUGAGCGUUUCCCAGCUACCGGACGUGUGCUUCAAGUGUCUGGGUUUUGGUCACUUCGCACGGAACUGUCAAGGGCCGGAUAGGAGCAAACUAUGCAGAAGGUGUGGCGAGGAAGGUCACAAGGCAAAAGAUUGCACGAAGCCUCCGAAAUGCCUAAUUUGCGCUGCCACGGAGGAUAACAAACAUCCUACAGGCGGUAGCAGAUGCCCAGCCUUCAAACGAGCGAGUGCAACGAAGUCCCAGUGGAGAUGCGAUGUUGCGAUAAUUUCGGAGCCAUACCAAAUUCCACCCGGAGAUGGAAACUGGACAUCAGACGGAGCCAAAACAGCAGCGAUAUGGGCAGUGGGAAAAUACCCCAUUCAAGAAGUGGUGCACUGCGCAGAUGAAGGGUUUGUUAUAGCCAAAAUCAACGGAGUCUUCAUCUGUAGUUGUUAUGCACCUCCACGUUGGACGAUCGAGCAGUUCAACCGGAUGUUGGACAAACUAACGGAAGAGCUAACCGACCGAAGACCAGUAGUAGUAGCUGGUGACUUCAAUGCCUGGGCGGUCGAAUGGGGCAGCCGCCUCACGAACCCAAGGGGAAGCAGUCUUCUGGAGGCCCUAGCUAAGCUGAACGUAGAUCUUGCCAAUGACGGUACCACCACCACCUACCGUAAGGAUGGUCGAGAGUCCAUCAUAGAUGUCACUUUCUGCAGCCCGGGAAUGAUAGGGAGCAUGGACUGGAGAGUGUGCGAAGAAUACACCCACAGCGAUCAUCAAGCGAUCCGGUAUUGUGUUGGGCGCAACUCGCAGGUGGAAUCAAGCAGAACGCAGUUUGGUGAGCGAAAGUGGAAAACAGCGAACUUUAACAAGGACGUAUUUGUGGAAGCACUGAGGCUCGAGCGCAACACAAUAAACCUCAGCGCGGAAGAGCUGACUGCAACACUAUCACGUGCGUGUGAUGCAACCAUGCCUAGAAUGGGAAAACCCAGAAAUGGGCGACGUCCGGCGUACUGGUGGAAUUCGACGAUCGCUGACCUGCGGGCACGUUGUCUACAUGCCAGGAGAAGGAUGCAGAGAGCUAGAAACAGCGGCGAAAGGGAGGAAAGAAGGACUUACUUAUACCCGGCAAUCAACGGAUAUAAACGGUGCUAUGACGAUCGAGCUAAAGACGAAACCUUAGGCACAAGUCAUAGGCGUGAGACCAAAUGUAUUAAAGAUACUUAG